AUGUCUCAAGAUCAUCCAGAUCCGGAACCGGCUCCAAGUUCCAAAAGUUCUGUUGAGGCAUCAGCAGAAGCUCCAAAAACCAGUAAAAAUGCACCUGUCUCGUACCCUGCUUUAGAAUGGGAACAGGUGAAUUCGAGCAUACCAGUGGAGAGCUUUACCAACUAUAAGAUACGAUUCACUGGAUGGUCAAGAAAGGACCAACUCAAGAAGAGACUUGAGCAAGAGUCAUUGCUCCGCGAAGAGGAGGAGCGAGCGAAAAAACAAAAAUUGCAGCGGGAAGAAGAAGAAGAGGACGAAGAAGACGAAGACGGAGAAGAAGCUAAGAAGGCCAAGUUGGACAACGAUACCGCGGAAGGAAGUGGCAAGGCGCAUGGAGACGACGCUGAUCAUGAAUCUGAAAACGAAGUUAAGCUAGAAGAAAAGGAUCAUGCGGACAAGGAGGACGCUGAUGCCGCUGAUACCGCUGUAUAUGGGGAAACAGAAAAGCGCGAUAAUGCUGGAGAGGAAGAGGAGAAAGGAAAAAGUGGCGACGAUGACGAGGCUUAA
Molecule: messenger RNA, 546 nt
Organism: Lachancea sp. 'fantastica'
Lineage: Eukaryota; Fungi; Ascomycota; Saccharomycetes; Saccharomycetales; Saccharomycetaceae
Source: the annotation of a GenBank genome assembly